Messenger RNA from Schizophyllum commune H4-8, 1605 nucleotides. Its product is annotated as protein serine/threonine phosphatase 2C. Lineage: Eukaryota; Fungi; Basidiomycota; Agaricomycetes; Agaricales; Schizophyllaceae. Gene Ontology annotation, biological process: protein dephosphorylation. Gene Ontology annotation, molecular function: protein serine/threonine phosphatase activity. The transcript has 7 exons. Bases 82 to 1275 code for a protein of 397 amino acids. The record is from RefSeq and is a predicted model, not a curated record.
GGUUUCGGCGUCGAAGCAAACGCCAGCUCCACCGAAAAUGUUCAUGCCCUGGAGGAAGUACAGGACUUCGACACCACCGACAUGGGCGAUCCAGAGGGUGGCACCUUCACAUAUCGAAUUCUUCCCGAACCCAUCCUGUCCCGCGAGCUAGCUCGCAUGGCUCACGCUACCACCCUACCAAGCACCCACACAGACCACGUUACCUUCCAGCCCUGUUCGCCGCUCGAGCAUGAGAACGAGGAUCGACUGGUGGCAGAAGAGUGGGAUAUACCUGGUUACGGCUCGUGGAUCUUCAACGCUGUCCUCGAUGGGCACGUCAACAGCUUCACCGUCGACUAUGUCACUCAAAAUCUCCCGCGAAUACUCCGUCGCGACUUGGGCAGUGCGCUGGCAGCGCUGAGGAAUGACGCAGGGCCGGACGCGCCGUAUGACGGCGUAGUGCCACGCGUGCUGCAGAAGACUAUUGUCUACGUAGACGAACAAAUUUACUACGACCUCACCGCCUCGCCAGAGACCCUCGUCAAUCACUUCGCCGCCGACACCGAAGCCUACCAGCGCGCCGCUCGCUGCCUCGGCGGCUGUACCGUCGUCCUCUCCCUCACCGACCCUGCCCGCCGCCUCGCCUGGGUAGCCGCUCUCGGAGCCGUCGUCCGCCGCUCGAGAUCCACGAUGACUGGCACGCACGUGAACAAACUACAUAACGCUCGCUCUGAGGAGGAGGUCGCGUAUGUUCGCUCCUUACAUCCUACGGAGCUGUCCGUCAUCUCGGACGAGCGCGUCCUGGGGUAUCUGGAGCCCACGAGAGGCUUCGGCGACAUGUGGCUAAAGCGCCCAAAGCUCGCCGCCCUUCUGAUGAGCGUCAACCAGGAGUGGCUGUCCACCUCGAGUUUAGCGGAAUACGGCGUACAGGUCCUCCACCCCCCGUACAUCCUGAACACGCCCGACGUACAUACGAUACGACUAGACGAGCCCAAUGUCGACGAGUACUUCCUCAUCCUCGCAUCGGAUGGCCUCGGAGACUGCGACACUUACGUCGAACUAGAACCGCUAAAUCUAGCCGUCGCAUGGGCCAACGUCCUGCACGCGGAGCUCGCGAAAGAGCCGACGACGGAGAUCAACUUCGCGCUUAGCUUGCUGCGCGCCGCACUCGGCGGUAGCGACGAGCGCCUGGUCUCGCGGAACAUGACCGUCGAGAUGGACGACCGGUGGAUGGACGACACGACUAUCAUUGUACAACGUAUCCAGAAUCAGAGUCGGAGCAGACAGUAUAAGUAGAUAUAAACCAACAUGCGCGGCACGGGCAGAGAACCUACUACACUUACGACCUACACAUGACUAUGUAACUGAGUAACUGACAUUCCUGAACUUCGUCACGGUCUGCAUGUUGCAAAGGGGGCACACAUCGCAGAAGAGCUGCGCCAUCGGCCAGGAAAUACUCACAAAUCCUAGUCGCUGCACUUCCAUGAGCAUGAGCGUCGUCGAUCCAUGCCCGCGAUGCGCGUACGCCAAGAUAUCGUAGAUCUGUUCCUUCACAGGCAAGCGUUGGAAGACGGACAGCCAAUCCAAGCCCUCCAGAUCCAUCGGCGGCAGCGCCCUAUACAUCGC